Molecule: messenger RNA, 1739 nt
Organism: Ziziphus jujuba (common jujube)
Lineage: Eukaryota; Viridiplantae; Streptophyta; Magnoliopsida; Rosales; Rhamnaceae
Product: magnesium transporter MRS2-2
Exons: 11
Coding region: 371-1564 (397 amino acids)
Biological process (GO): transmembrane transport; magnesium ion transport
Cellular component (GO): membrane
Molecular function (GO): magnesium ion transmembrane transporter activity
Source: RefSeq, a predicted model, not a curated record
CUGAAUUCCACACAGCACCCUCACCUUCAAAUUUUCCAGCUUCUUUCAGAGCCCCAAAAAAAAAAAAAAAAAAAGACAGAAAAUUCGCGGUUACCCAUUCGGAAUCCAAUUCUUCUCCAUUGCCUACCUCGAAGAAUAAUAAGAGAAAAAAUUAAUAAAAUAAAUUUAUAGAAAUCGUAGUUAUCGAGGAAAUAUAGAAGUAGACUAGGUUUUGGAUUAAUAUAUUGUAUUUGCAUGUAAAGGUCGUGUAUGGAAUUUGAGAUUAAGGGCUUUUGAUUGGAAUUGGAAGUUGGGGGUGGGGGAGGUGGGAUGUGAUUGAUUUGGGGAUUAGGGUUUUGGGGGAUUGGAAGGGGUUUGGGGAUGGUUAGAGAUGGCUCGGGAUGGUCACGUGGUGCCGGCGGACCCGCAGGCCCUGAUGGCGGGGAAGAAGAAAACCGCGAAAUCGUCUCGGAGUUGGGCUUUGUUGGACUGCGCCGGCGAGUCUACCGUGCUCGACGUCGACAAGUACGCCAUCAUGCACCGAGUCCAAAUUCAUGCUCGCGAUCUUCGAAUUCUGGACCCUUUGCUUUCGUACCCCUCCACCAUUUUGGGCAGAGAGAAGGCUAUCGUUCUCAAUUUGGAGCAUAUCAAAGCGAUAAUCACUGCUGAAGAGGUAUUGCUUCGGGACCCAUCGGAUGAAAAUGUUAUCCCUGUUCUUGAAGAGCUUCAAAGGCGAUUACCUCCUGUAAACCAACCUCAAAAAGAUGGAAGAGAGUUAACUGGUGAGCAAAAUGACGUUGAAGCAGGCGAAGAAGAUGAGUCUCCAUUUGAGUUCCGGGCAUUGGAAAUAGCUUUGGAAGCCAUUUGUAGUUUUCUUGGUGCACGUACAACGGAAUUGGAGACUGCUGCUUAUCCUGCUUUAGAUGAACUUACCAAUAAGAUUUCUAGCCGCAACUUGGAUAGGGUUCGUAAAUUGAAGAGUGCUAUGACUAGAUUGACUGCCCGGGUUCAAAAGGUGAGGGAUGAGCUUGAACAACUACUGGAUGAUGAUGAUGAUAUGGCCGAUCUUUACUUAUCAAGAAAGUUGACUGGUGCAUCUUCACCACCUAGUGGCUCCGGUCCUGCCAAUUGGUAUCCUGCCUCUCCUACCAUAGGUUCAAAGAUAUCACGAGCAAGUAGAGCGAGUAUUGCUACAGUUCGUGGAGAUGAGAAUGAUGUUGAGGAACUUGAAAUGUUACUUGAGGCUUACUUUAUGCAGAUUGAUGGCACAUUGAACAAAUUAACCACGCCGAAAUUCUUGCAGUUGCGAGAAUACAUAGAUGAUACGGAGGACUACAUUAACAUACAGCUUGACAAUCAUAGAAAUCAACUUAUUCAGUUAGAGCUUUUUCUUAGUUCUGGAACUGUGUGUUUAUCCAUAUAUUCUUUGGUAGCUGGGAUAUUUGGCAUGAAUAUCCCAUAUACUUGGAAUGAAAACCAUGGGUACAUGUUCAAAUGGGUUUGCAUUGUUACAGGAGCAGGUUGUGCGCUUCUUUUUGCUUUAAUUACUACAUAUGCUCGGUAUAAGGGUUUGGUCGGAUCCUGAAAGACUAAUGUUCUUACAGGUGGCCAGACCGACUUUAUAUGUGGCCAUGGGCCAUAAAAAAGAAUACGUCUUUUCAUUUAUUUUUUCUUUAGUAUACUUUUUUUUUUAAUUAAAUAGUCUUUUUCAUAUAUAAUAUUAAUUAAUUUAUGUUUUCAAUAAUAUUUUAUUUUAUUUA